UUUUGUAUAUGCUAUUUCUACUGUACUCUGACAACACUCAUUUCUGUUAUAAAUUUGACAUUGCUACCAGUGUUUGGGUUUUCAUGAAGAUAUAGCUACCUGAGAAGAUACGUUGCUCAGAACCUGGCAAGUCGAAGUUGGUUUCAUUGGAAUCCAUAUGUUGUAAAGUAGUGGAAGAAGGGAGGGUAUCGAUAAACCCCACCCAAUGGCGACGACGACAAGGCCUGGUGUUCCAAAGUCGGAAGCUAUUUCCAAAGGCUACAAUUUCGCUUCUACUUGGGAACAGAAUGCUCCAUUAACAGAGCAACAGCAGACAGCCAUACAAGCACUUUCCCAUGCAGUUGCUGAGAGACCUUUCCCGUCUAAUUUGCAUCAUAUUUCUGGACACGAUAAUAGUCUGUGUGUCUCUACAAAGCUCAGCUCUCUGGAGGAUUCAUGGGCCAUUGAAGCAGUCCUAGUGAAUACAAAUCAGUUUUACAAGUGGUUUGCCGAUCUUGAAGCAGCCAUGAAAUCAGAGACUGAAGAAAAAUAUCAGCAUUAUGUCAACACCUUAACAGAGCAGAUUCAGACCUGUGAUAGUAUACUUCAGCAGGUGGAUGAAACACUUGACUUAUUCAAUGAGCUGCAAUUGCAGCAUCAAGCAGUGGCAACAAAGACUAAAACUCUUCAUGAUGCGUGUGAUAGACUGCUUUUGGAGAAGCAGAAAUUAAUUGAGUUUGCAGAAUCACUUCACAAUAAGCUCAAUUACUUUGAUGAAUUGGAGAAUGUUGCGACCACUUUUUAUUCUCCUAGCAUGAGCGUUGGGAGUACAAAUUUUCUUCCAUUGCUUAAAAGACUUGAUGAGUGCAUAUCAUAUGUCGAGAGUAACCCACAAUAUGCCGAGUGCAGCAUUUAUUUGGUCAAGUUUCGACAACUUCAGUCUCGAGCUCUGGGAAUGAUUCGCUCUCAUGUUCUUUCCGUUCUUAGAAGUACUUCUUCUCAGGUUCAGGCUGCAAUACGAAGCAGUGGUGGUAGCAAAACAUCUUUUGCCGAGGGUAUAGAGUCAUCUAUAAUAUAUGUACGCUUCAAGGCUGCAGCAAAUGAGCUUAAGCCUAUCUUGGAGGAAAUUGAAAGCAGAGCACCUAGAAAAGAGUAUAUUCAACUUCUUGAAGAAUGCCACAAACUCUAUUGUGAACAGCGUCUUUCCUUGAUAAGAGGUAUAGUGCAACAGCGGAUCUCUGAAUUUUCCUGGACAGAAGCAUUGUCAUCUUUAACUAGAUCUGGAUGUGCAUAUUUAAUGCAGGUGUGUCAGCUAGAGCAUCAACUCUUCAAUCACUUCUUCCCAUCAUCUUCAGAGGACAUAUCGAGUUUGACUCCUCUUGUAGAUCCCCUAUUGCAAAUUACCUUCCUUCAGAUGAGGAUCUGGAUUAUCCUAAAAAGUUGGAGCAAUCUGUUUCAGCAGAACUGGGGUCACCAUCUACUGAACAAAACCAAGAUGUUUCCGGAACCUGGUAUCCUCCCCUGGAGAAAACCAUAUCAUGUCUAUCAAAACUGUACUGUUCUCUAGAAUCAGCAGUUUUUACUGGAUUAGCUCAGGAAGUUGUAGAAUUCUGCUCGUUAUCCAUUCAAAAAGCUAGCAAACUUAUUGGCAAAAGAUCGUCAUCAAUGGAUGCACAACUUUUCCUAAUAAAGCAUCUUCUCAUUCUGAGGGAGCAGAUUGCCCCAUUCGACAUAGAAUUUUCAGUCACACACAAGGAGCUUGAUUUUUCGCAUUUGCUGGAGCAUCUAAGGCGGAUUCUAAGGGGUCAGGCAUCAAUCUUUGACUGGUCGAGAUCAACUUCAUUAGCUAGAACUUUGUCUCCACGAGUUUUGGAAAGUCAAAUUGACGCCAAGAAGGAAUUGGAGAAAAGCCUGAAAACUACUUGUGAGGAAUUCAUUAUGUCAGUGACUAAGUUAGUUGUGGAACCAUUGCUUUCUUUUGUGACAAAGGUUACGGCUGUUAAAGUUGCAUUAUCUGGUAAUCAAAAUCAAAAA
This is a messenger RNA of Capsicum annuum, 2013 nucleotides long. RefSeq names its product conserved oligomeric Golgi complex subunit 3. The coding region runs from base 206 to 1546 and encodes 446 amino acids. The record is from RefSeq and is a predicted model, not a curated record. Gene Ontology annotation, biological process: intracellular protein transport; Golgi organization; intra-Golgi vesicle-mediated transport. Gene Ontology annotation, cellular component: cis-Golgi network; membrane; COG complex. The transcript is spliced from 24 exons. Lineage: Eukaryota; Viridiplantae; Streptophyta; Magnoliopsida; Solanales; Solanaceae.